Molecule: messenger RNA, 3492 nt
Organism: Echinococcus granulosus
Lineage: Eukaryota; Metazoa; Platyhelminthes; Cestoda; Cyclophyllidea; Taeniidae
Exons: 9
Coding region: 1-3492 (1163 amino acids)
Biological process (GO): negative regulation of RNA catabolic process; regulatory ncRNA-mediated post-transcriptional gene silencing
Cellular component (GO): catalytic step 2 spliceosome
Source: RefSeq, a predicted model, not a curated record
AUGUUCCCAUCUGCUACAAAUAUCAGGUUGGAGGAGCAGUCCAAGGAUACUACUCCUAAGUCAGAUAGUUGGCUUCAGAGCUCUUCCUAUAGACCGCAAAAUCUCAAUGCUCCUCAGCUUCAAAAUGUUCACAAGGAAGAUGAAAAACACAGACUUAAAAAACAUCAAAAGAGGUCUCGCAGUCCUCAGGCGGUGAUGCGAGAAAAACAGGAAACCUCAGCACCUGAAAUCUAUCGCAUUGAUACUAGCAGUAAUCCACACAUCUACAACUACGGGUGUAUCUACGAGGGUGAUGUGCCGGAAUUCUGUCGAAGUUUGCACACACCGAUCCUCGGGUUUCAUGGAACCUUGUCUAAUCUGCAUCUCGAUCCUGAGGCUGUAAAAAAGGAAGUAAAACGAAAUCGUGCAAACCGCUAUUUUAGCAAGAGGAAUCGGCUUCGCAUAGCUCAAAUUGCAGCUCCGGUUUUUGGCCCCACAAAACGUACGGAUGACAACCUGACACCCUAUGUACUUCUUCAAGAUGGAGCUAUCCACUUCACGGCCAAAGUGCCAGUCCCACAUCCGUCGGAACAUCUCCAGAGUAUUGCGGAUUUGAACCGUGCAGUGUAUGACACUCCGAGUGACCUGAAAUCUUGGCUCAAGCUGAUUCAAAUGCAAGUGCUAAAAGAAGAAACGGAGGAAGAUAGUCAAGAACCCUCUAAACGUCGUUGCUUUCUUAUCCUGGAACGACAGCUGGCCGUAGUGGGGCGUGCAGUGGAAAAAAAUCCGGGCAAUCUGCGUUUGCGGUUGUUAUUGACGGCGAUGUAUGAGUACUCCACGGAGCUAAUUGCAAGCGGUGUCUGUCGCACCACUACUUCCUCAUCGACUGUGCUCGAAUCCCUCCAGCACAGGGAUAAAGUCUUGCGUGAAUGGUAUGAUCUCGUCCGCGUGUGCCCACAAUUCGUGAGUGUUUGGCGCGGAUACCUGGCGCAUCUGCGUGGUCGCUUUGCCCUCUUCGGUGCCAACUCGGAGGCCGGUCCAACUAGCGCCUUCAAGCGCAUCGACGCGCUUUACAGGCGGGCUCUCGAGACUCUCUCAGGCCUCGUUGUUGGACGCAUACUUUCGCAUCGACCUACGGAGGAUACGGCAGAUCAGACUGUUGGUAAGGUUUCUAUAGUCACCGCGCAUAAACUAAUCCGGUGGUAUUUCCUCACAGAUCUACUCGCAGAGUACUGUCAGUGGUUAACACAGACGGGCUUCACGGAGCGUGCUUUUUCCAUAUGGCAGGCGGUUGUCGAGUUCGUAUGUUUUUGUCCCUCUUAUCUCCAAUCGAGAGAUCUUGCUUCCUCGGCUGAACGGCGGAGUGAAUUUCAGCGCUUUUGGACGGCGGGGGAUCGUGGAGUGGCUUUCGGUGUCCCCGGUGCCAGGGGCUGGGCUGCCUGGCAUUCCGGCAGGAGGCAAAUGAAAGAAAAUCCUGCCGAAGGCACUGCAGCCUCCGAUGGCCUUUUGAUGAGGGAAUUGGAGGAGGAUUGGGGCCCCUCUUCAUCGACUGUCGGUGUUUUGUGGAAUCGACUAGUCAAGGAUUGGAAUGAUGUCAGUGAGGCUGCAGAGGAUGCCCUCUUAAAUUUCUGUAGUCUUUCUUGCAACGAUACCAACGCAACUGUGACCAACACUACUACGUUAAAAACCUGUCAGUUGGGUGAGGGUAGUCUUAGCAGUCGACGCUCCCGUGGUCUUGCUUGGCUCGGCCUUGAGCGUGCACGCGAAUCUGUAGGUUGGCUGCCAGCGGAUACAACUAUGUACGAUACCUCAAUCGUCGAGGACGCUGACAGACAGCCCCGGUUUGAAGACAUCGAGCCCUUUCUGCUAGAGGUUCACUUAGACCCAAGAGUGUCGGACAAAAAUGUGUUUGAACGCCGCAAACAACGUCUCCUUCUUCUCUUUCUCGAGUUUUUGGGUAUUUGGGAUGCUGAUGUGUCCAGAGAGUACAAACUACCUGCUGAACUGCAACAAAUCUACGAACUGUCAUCAGUCAGUUGUAUAAAGCGACAGAGCAUUAGUCCACGUCAGUUCGGUAUUCCGUGGCUUCGUUCCAGCCUUGAAGCAGGUAGUGGAGGCUCGGAUAUCAGCUUUAGAAUGCGUUCAGUUCUGGCAGCGUCAUCCUUGGAGCAGGCAUCACGCCUUUUUUCCAGCAAUUCCGCUUGGCAGUCAACAAUUGGACGCUUACGAUUCCGUCAUAUGACUGAUUCCAUCGAACGGGGACUGGCAGAUAAACUCGUCACUCCAAAGGAAGCGUUGGCACUCUGGAGAAAGAAGGCGAAAAACCUGCUUUCUGUUUCAAGCCAGGCUCAGAGUGACUUAAGCCUCUGGCUAGCCUAUGCCAAAGGCCUUGUUCAGACGGCCUGUGCACUGUCGGAGAACAAUUCCCCUCUCUUCAACGAAGCCCGUAAAGUCUUCACGACAACUUUGCGCAUGUAUCCUCUUCCAACCGUUUCAAUUACGACCGCAGAAACCACCUUGGACGAACAACUGAAUGUCAUUCUGCCGCGUCUAAGGAUCCUCCAUGCCUUUGUGGAGUUUGAAUUGGGCGUGAAUUUCCCCCUUGACCUGGCGCGGGCUCUCUCACGUAGCGAGUGUUUUGCACGUGCUCUACAUCUUAUACAACACGCAGCCAUAGGCGGUACUUUCGCUCCACUGACGGAAGGCCAACCGACACCGCUGCCACGUAGCACUCUUGUCAAUACCGCUGACCAACUAGUUCAGCGCCUCGAGACGUUACGCCGCCUCCUUCCCCUAACCACAGAUAAAAUCUCCUCCUCGUCCACCUCUUGCGUUCACUCAGUUGCUGAUUUAGCUGCCAUUAUGAGUUCUCUGCUUCUGUAUUUGCAGUUGCUUACCUCUGGCGAGGAUAAGCUUUGGUCAGCUGUUGGUAGAAAUGCCACAAAUGGAUUUUCAUGCUGCCAAGGUGGUGACCGAGACCUAAAGACACCCAAACAAGCAUCUUUCUGUCACAGUCACAGAGGAGCCAAGGCGAAUCCGUUGUCACACUGUUGGAUCCAGGGUGCAGUGCCACGAAUUCGGAGAGCCUUUGAAAAGGCACUGGGGGCGUCGUCGUCAUCUUCCAGCCCAAUGUUGCGUUUUGGUGGAACCAGUGGAGAAAUGCCGAGUCUGGCGCUCACUAUGACACCCUCUUUCUGGACCGACCACCUGCGUAUUGUUUUAUGGUCUGCCUACAUGGCCUUUGAGUGGACCCUUGCUGGCGUCUCCGCGUCUUCCGCUUCUGCCCCUUCUGCCAGUGACUUUGAUGCGCACCGCAAACAGCGCGCUGCUUUCAAGGCCAUUUUCUAUCGUGCUGUUGAGGACCUCCCCUGGGCUAAGGUGUUAUACACGGACUUGGCUCGCUACUGCCCAGAGGACGCUGAAGAGGUUGUUGAUCUUUUGACCUCUAAGGAGUUGCGAUUGCGCACAUUCAUGGAGGAGGUCGAUUUGCUCCUCACCUCGAAGCUCCCCUAA